GCUAAGCAGAGGACAGCCACGCCACUUGCUGUAGCCCAGAACACCCCCAAGUCCCGGAGGCACUCUGGCACUGGAACUGAUUUUCCAGAGGCAGCAUGGACAUCAAGGAGUAUUUUGCCAGAAUUUCUUACCAGGGCUCCCACAAUAAGCCAGACCUGGCUACCUUGUCAGAUAUAUUCCAGCACCACAUCCAAGCUGUCCCUUUUGAAAACCUCAGCAUCCACUGUGGAGAAAGAAUUGAGCUGGACCUGGAAGCAACCUACAACAAAAUAGUGAGGAACAAACGUGGGGGCUGGUGCAUGGAAAACAACUACCUUCUGUCUUGGGUGCUGAAAACUCUUGGCUACAACAUCACCCUUCUGGGAGCAAAAGUUUAUGUCCCAGAGCGCGAUGCCUAUUCAGAUGAAAUCGAUCAUCUGCUGCUACAAGUGGAGCUUGAUGACAAAUCCUACAUUGUGGAUGGGGGAUUUGGGAUGGCCUACCAGCUGUGGCAGCCAAUGGAGCUGAUUUCAGGGACAGAUCAGCCUCAGACUCCUGGGAUCUUUCGUUUUCAGGAAGAAAAUGGGACCUGGUACCUUGAGAAAGUGAAAAGGAAGCAGUGGGUUGUGAACCCAAGCACCUCGACUUCCCCAGAUGUGGAAAAUGAGGUUUGCUGUCGGGUUUACCUCUUUACCCUUCAGCCACGAGACAUUGAGGAGUUCAUGGGCUGCAAUGCCCACCUGCAGACAGCACCUGACUCGCUCUUUGUGACCAAGUCCAUCUGCAGCCUGCAGACCGCCGAUGGUGUCCGGGCACUGGUGGGGUGGAAACUCACUGAGAUAAAGUACAAUUAUAGGGACAAUAUGGAUCUUGUGGAAAUCAGAAUCCUUGCAGAUGAAGAAAUAGAGAAAACACUGAAGGAGAAAUUCAGUAUAAAACUAGAUAAGGAAUUUGUACCUGUCAAUUUGAGCAAGUGAUCUCUGUUCUAACUCACUGCCUGAAUUACAAUUCAGUUCAGUGGCAUUACAGGCAAUUCUUCCCUCUCUUUCUGACAAGCAUCUAAAGGUUAAUCUUUCUCCUUCCAACUAUGCCAGUGUAAGGCAGAACAUACUAUCCUGAAUCUGGAAAACAAAGGGGUUCACACAACUAUUCCUGCAUUUCUUUUUAGGUUGGGCACCAAUACUCUCUGCCCAGCUCAAUCAAAUCAUUACCCUUCUGUUUGUGCUUAGUGGGUGGCAGACUCAGCCCAUUCCCUACAGUUUUCAACUCUUAAAAGCUUUUCUGAACACACUCAGUGUAGAGGGCAGAAAGAUGGAGCUGUAUGUCUUUGUCUUUAUUACCUGAUGCUGCCACCUUGGGAAAAUCAUUCCUGACUCUUAAAUGAAUACUAUAUUAUUUUGGAAGUGUAACAGACAAAAAAAAAAAAAAAAAAACAACCACAAAACAAUCCUUUGAUGAGUUUCUCCAAUAAAGCCAUAAGCCUGUUCUUAUUGCUCUCACAUCCACAACACCCUCUCCCAUGGCACUCAGGCCAUCCCACAUCUGUGCAAACUCACCAUGUGAGUACUUGAGGAAAGGUUCUUUAUGACUUAGAACUGAUGAUAAGAAAUGUCAGUGACAAUUCUGUGUCGUUUCAGACUUUGUACAGCUCCUGUUCUCUCAGUGACAUAACCAAAGAGCAGCAUUUCUUUGAACUGAAAGCAUCUCCUGAGCAUUUGGCUUGCUCACAUUCAGUAGCAGACUGCUGGGAAUACACGUUCCUCUCCUCAGACUCUACUCUGGGUGCUAUUGCACGCUAAUUAUUACAGCUGAACCCACACACAUGCACAGAAUUCUUUUUGUGAAACAUAUCUGUUCUACUGAGGAUGUGUUUGCAGUGAUACUAAUUACAUUGAUAUGAGGAGAAACGAUGAGUCUUAAUCACAUACCUAACAACUAAAAUUUCACAACUAAAAUGUGACCCCUUUGCCCUUUAUGUACAAAUCUUGGAAGCAUUACAACUAUGUAGUUAAAAUUAAGCAAAUGAUAUUAGUGAAUUACAAUUAAAUAAAAAAAUCAAGCGCUGUGAACUAGAAUGAUUCAGAUUUUUUCCCCCUUAAAUUACAGCAUGUAUUCCCUUAGUAAAAAAUAAAUGUCAUUAAUCACUGAA
Molecule: messenger RNA, 2128 nt
Organism: Vidua macroura (Pin-tailed whydah)
Lineage: Eukaryota; Metazoa; Chordata; Aves; Passeriformes; Viduidae
Product: arylamine N-acetyltransferase, pineal gland isozyme NAT-3-like
Exons: 2
Coding region: 96-956 (286 amino acids)
Molecular function (GO): acetyltransferase activity
Source: RefSeq, a predicted model, not a curated record